This is a messenger RNA of Alligator sinensis (Chinese alligator), 4179 nucleotides long. RefSeq names its product solute carrier family 6 member 1 (gene SLC6A1). The coding region runs from base 180 to 1979 and encodes 599 amino acids. Lineage: Eukaryota; Metazoa; Chordata; Crocodylia; Alligatoridae. The transcript has 14 exons. Gene Ontology annotation, cellular component: cell surface; axon; plasma membrane. The record is from RefSeq and is a predicted model, not a curated record. Gene Ontology annotation, biological process: sodium ion transmembrane transport; neurotransmitter transport. Gene Ontology annotation, molecular function: gamma-aminobutyric acid:sodium:chloride symporter activity.
UAAUAGAGAAGCUGAUUGCAGAAUUUCUAGCUGGAUCAUAAACCAUACCAGGAUUAUCUUUUUACAAAACCCUUAACCCCCUAGUUGGGUAAUCAAGAGCCGCAAAGCUGCUGUCCACGUGGACUGGUGCUGAAAUUUCUCGCCUGGCUGCUAGAGCCACUCCAGCUAAGCCCAGAGACAUGGCAACAAAUGGAACAAAAGUUGCAGAUGGACAAAUCUCAACUGAAGUUAGUGAUGCUUCAAUCACCAAUGACAAACCUAAAACCUUGGUGGUAAAAGUGCAGAAGAAGAAAUCAGAUAUUCCGGACAGAGACACCUGGAAAGGAAGAUUUGACUUUCUUAUGUCCUGUGUUGGUUAUGCCAUUGGUUUAGGGAAUGUGUGGCGAUUUCCAUACCUUUGUGGCAAGAAUGGUGGAGGUACNNNNCUGAUUCCAUAUUUCCUUACUUUAAUUUUUGCUGGAGUUCCACUGUUUCUUUUGGAAUGUUCCCUUGGCCAGUACACAUCUAUAGGAGGCCUCGGAGUUUGGAAGCUUGCUCCAAUGUUUAAAGGUGUUGGAUUAGCUGCUGCUGUCCUGUCCUUUUGGCUAAAUAUUUACUACAUUGUGAUUAUUUCUUGGGCCAUAUAUUACCUAUAUAAUUCAUUUACCACAAAUCUCCCUUGGAGACACUGUGAGAAUUCAUGGAACACAGACCGCUGUUUCUCCAAUUAUACUAUAGCAAAUACCACCAACAUGACAAGUGCAGUGCUUGAAUUUUGGGAACGUAACAUGCACCAAAUGACUGAUGGUUUGGAAAAACCAGGGCAGAUCCGAUGGCCAUUAGCAAUUACACUGGCAAUUGCCUGGAUUCUGGUGUACUUUUGCAUCUGGAAGGGGGUAGGCUGGACAGGAAAGGUGGUCUACUUCUCUGCUACUUAUCCAUAUGUCAUGCUGCUUAUCUUGUUCUUCCGUGGAGUAACACUGCCUGGAGCAAGGGAAGGCAUUUUGUUCUAUAUAACUCCUAACUUCAGUAAACUUUCUGAUUCUGAGGUAUGGCUGGAUGCUGCCACACAGAUUUUUUUCUCCUAUGGUUUGGGUCUUGGUUCACUGAUUGCUCUUGGAAGUUACAACCCUUUCCACAAUAAUGUUUACAGGGAUUCCAUUAUAGUGUGCUGCAUAAAUUCAUGCACAAGUAUGUUUGCUGGCUUUGUCAUCUUCUCCAUUGUUGGGUUCAUGGCUAAUGUCACCAAGAGGCCUAUUGCAGAUGUAGCAGCAUCAGGUCCCGGACUGGCAUUUUUAGCUUAUCCAGAAGCAGUGACACAGUUACCGAUCUCUCCUUUGUGGGCAAUUCUGUUCUUCUCCAUGUUGCUUAUGCUUGGAAUAGACAGCCAGUUCUGCACUGUGGAAGGAUUCAUAACAGCCUUGGUGGAUGAAUUUCCAAAGUUAUUACGCAAUCGAAGAGAAAUAUUCAUUGCCGUUGUCUGUAUUGUUUCCUAUCUGAUAGGACUGUCCAAUAUUACUCAGGGUGGAAUUUAUGUGUUUAAGCUUUUUGACUAUUACUCUGCCAGUGGAAUGAGUCUCUUGUUUCUUGUAUUCUUUGAAUGCAUCUCCAUAUCCUGGUGCUAUGGUGUUAACAGAUUUUAUGACAAUAUCCAAGAGAUGGUGGGAUACAGACCUUGCAUCUGGUGGAAACUCUGCUGGUCAUUCUUUACUCCUAUAAUUGUGGCAGGAGUGUUUAUCUUCAGUGCUGUCCAGAUGACUCCUCUUACUAUGGGGAACUAUGUUUUCCCAACAUGGGGCCAAGGGGUUGGCUGGCUUAUGGCUCUUUCUUCUAUGGUGCUGAUUCCAGGCUAUAUGGCAUACAUGUUUCUUACUUUAAAAGGCUCCUUAAAACAGCGUAUCCAAGUAAUGAUUCAGCCAAGUGAAGACAUAAUUCAUCCUGAAAGUGAGCCAGAACAAGCCCAGCAAAGCAACUCUGCCAACAAAGAAGCAUAUAUUUAAAUUUUGGUAUUGGAAAGGUACAAAUGGCAUUCUGGAAAAAAGGAAAACAAAAAUAGGUUGAAUAUGACCGCAACUUUAUGUCUGAGAAUAUAAUCACCUACCUCUAGUGCCAAACAAAAAAACAAAAACAAAACAAAACAAUAAGACCAUCUCCACUAUAAGGAAAUCAUUGUGGGUAUGACCAAACUGUUUUGUGGGCUCAGAUGUUAACAGUGUUUUGUGUUUUUUGGCAAUCCACAGACUGUUAAUAUUUUUAUCCUUUCACAAUAAGAGUUGAAUUCUUGCAAUUUGUAAAUUGACAUGUAAGACAUUUUUAAUCUACCUUUUAGCACGACGAUUUGAGGUUUUGUGCUGCUGACUUUUACUAGUUAAUCAAUAUUUCUUAUUGCCAAAUCCCUAGACUGUUAUUUCUGACUUUGCAGGAGUACAAUUACAUUUGAAAGUUGUUUCAUAUACAAGAAUAAAGUAUUUUGUAUGCAUAUGAUUUCUAGUAAGAAGUUUGCCCUUAAAAUUCAUACUAGUAAAAGCUAUUAUAUUUUCAUCCUUUUAUUGAUAGUGAAAUAUACUUUAUCUUUUAAAAGCAGUAUUUUAUUUUAAUUUGCCAUGCGUUAAUACUCUAUGAAUUUCAGAUGCAUGUUAUAGAGGCAAAAUGUUUCAUUUUGACAUUUUUUAGGAAAAUAUGUGAGAAUAUCAAACUCUCUAGAGCUCUUACUAACAUUCCCAGAUAAAAGCAGUACAUUUUUUUUGUAUUCUCAAUCUCAACCAGCCAUUGCUUCUGUUUAUACUUUGUCAUUAACAACUAUUUUACACUGCCACCAUAACAGAAAUCAAACAGUGUUUUAAAUAUGGACCAUACUCCAAAAAUUCUAAUUUAGUGCUCUAAACCAUGGAUUAUUCAGUCUCUUAAGGGACUUUAAACUUGGUUUGUAUUUAACAAGCAAAUUAUAAAUCUUAAACUUUUUCUAGCAUUUUGAAGACAGUUUUAUUUUUAGGAUUUUUAUUUACAUAUACAUUAUUUAUAGUGGUGAAGGUAUGAGAGAAAGCUAUUUCUAUAAUAUAAAAACUCCAGUAUAGACUCUUUUAGGCAUUUCCUCUACAACUAAGAACUCCCAAUGAAGAUAAUGGAAGUUCUUCCUGUGUAGACAAUGUAAGAUCAGGCCCUCUAUCACAUUUCUUGUUUGGCAGCUAUAAGACAACAAGGGGCAUGGAAAAUGCAGUAUUUGAUGUUUGAUUGUAAAUGACUGUGACAGAACUGUGCAAUGAAACCUGCUUUUCAGCAAACUUUUGUGCAACCUACAAUAUUAGAUAGCACACAGAUUAUGUAGAAUUAUGUGAAAAAAUAGCUGUGAAUGUUGGGUCUUUUGUUGUUUUUGUCUGAAGGUGACCAACAUAUGUUCUUGCAAUAAGGUAUUAUUCUCAGAAUGUCAAGUACAUUAUUGUAGUAAAUACACACACACACACAUAGUUCAACCUAAGUAAUGAAAUCUCAUAAACGAGUAUUGUUUGGUAGCUCUUAACCUGUUUCAUACAGUAGAUCAGCUGUAAAAUAUUUUGAAAUCUAAGAUACACUCUAAAUGUCUAUAGAUAAAUGCAAAGUCUUGUAAGCUAUCAGGGGGUAGAAAAAAUAAACAUACGUCGUAUGUAUCACAUAUAAUACAUCCACAUUAUAAUUGUGAAUUUCAUUAGACUAAGGAUAAAAACCUUCAACUUUCUCUUUAUUGUUUAAUGUAAUCAAGUCCCAUGUUGUUCUAAGAAAAAUGCAGUAUUUAAUGUUUGAUUGUAAACAAUUAUGGCAUAUGUUUGGCAGACCUGCUGUUUAGCAAAAAUCUGUACAAACUUAUCAUAUAUAGCACAAAAUAGUGUUGUAGAACUACUGUGUGUAAACUGUGAAUAGCUGUAUCUUUUUGUAGUAUCUACCCUAAAGAAGAAAAAAAAUAUUGUAUGAUCAUAUAUGCUUUUUGCAAUAAGGAAUUAUUAUCUGAACACCAAGCAAAUCUAUCUCUAUAUAAAAAAAUAUAUGUAAUAUAUACAUAUUCUAAAAUAUAUACAGAGCCUGUUUAAAAGAGUACAGUAUUAUUUAGUAAAUUGAAAAUUGUUCUAUGGACCAAAUGUAAAAUAUUUAUAAAUUAAGAUGCAUUUUAAAUGUCUAUAAAUGGUGUCAUACUUAAAGCACGGUUGUUAUGUAAGUUUCCAAGAGUUU